CGGCAGUCUGCCGAACCAUCAUGAAUGAUGGUUCCCGUCGCGUCAGUUUCGCGUUUCCAUGAAGAGCAGCCCAGCUUCGGCUUGAUGGCUACAUAUAAUCUCUGAAUUUUUUUUUCUGCUUUUCUCAUUCUCUAAACAUUUUCUUUUCUUCUACCGCUUGCAGUUUUCCUAGAUUUUGUCUGUGCCCGUUUCUUUUUCUUCACUUCCAGCAUGACACGCAACGAAGAUCUUGCGCAAGAACCUCCUGCAUCGAUUAACCCAUACGGGGUUCUUGGCGUAGAAGAGAAAGCAACUGCAGAUGCGAUAAAAUAUGCGUACAGGAAGAAGGCGCUGAAACACCAUCCGGACAAAUCGCCACCAGAGCUGAAAGAUGAAGCGAACAAGAAAUUCCAAGAGAUUGCCUUUGCAUACGCCAUUUUGUCGGACGAGCGACGACGACGACGUUACGACCUGACAGGCAGCACGGCGGAGACGCUCGAUCUCGAGGAUGACGAUUUCGACUGGGUAGAUUUCUACAGAGAGCAAUUUUCGAGCAUGGUGGAUACAGAUGCCAUUGAGAAAAUUAAGAAGGAAUAUCAGGGCUCCGAGGAGGAGCAGAAUGACCUGCUCGCCGCAUUUGACAAAUGCAAAGGAAACAUGGAUCAAGUCUACGAGACUGUUAUGCUUAGCAACGUGCUUGAUGACGAUGCACGUUUCUGUGCGAUUAUUGACAGUGCUAUCGCUGAAGGGAAGGUGAAGAAAUGGAAGAAGUACACUGAAGAAUCCGACCAGAAGAAGGAGCAGAGAUUGAAACGGGCUCAAGCCGAGGCGAAGGAAGCCGAACAGUUGGCGAAAGAGCUAGAGUCGAAGGGAAAGAAGAAAAAGAAGGCCGCAACUUCGGAUAUGAAUGACCUUGCGGCGUUGAUUCAGAAGCGACAGAGCAAUCGAGCAGCCGACUUUUUAGAUCAGCUGGAAGCAAAGUAUGCGCAGUCAACUAAGGGCUCGGGGAAGGGCAAGAAACGGCCAGCUGGGCGUGAAGAGCCUCCGGAAGAAGCAUUCCAAGCUACAGCUGCUCGGAUGGCAGCCAGCAAAAAGAAGAAGGCCAAAACUUGACACAAUCUCUUGUCGUGUCUACCAUCUUUACGGGAAUACUCUGGCUAGGAGUCUGGCGAUUUGCAGGAUUUGUCUACUUUUGAUUCUCGUUUUCUUCCCCGUUUUCUCUUUUUCUCCCCUGUUUUCUGUUCUUGGGAAAAGGGAUAGAUAUGUUUAACUUUGGCAUUUCAAUGGUGACAGGCAUGGGACUUUCCGGGAUUCGAGGGUUCAUAUUCUACUUGAUGCACGUUCUACCGAUGUAUUUUUUUUUUUUUUUUUUUUGCUUCAACCUAUUCAUAGCAACCGUCGAGUUACUAUGACAGUUCUUCAAGCGAAGUCUCCAGCGUCAUCCCUAGGCGGCAUAGACUUUCGAUAAGCGAACGACCAUAUACUGGGUCUGCUUGUAGGUAUACUAUCCAAAUACGGCCAGAAGACGAAGGCCAUCUUUUCAUAACUCUCUAUCUAAUAAUCCUCCUGGCUGCGAGCUUACCAGUAUCAAGAUGCCGCUAGCUGUGCUUGUGGCACUUGGCUACUUUGCACAGCUAGUUGAGACAAAGACAGACAAUCCUAGGAAUGGGAAUGAGGAAGAUAUCCAGCUCCAGCAAAGAAAAACACAUCUUUUAACAUGGGUUAACAACAAACCCCCCCCCUUCUUCAGCGCCGAGAUGGCGAGCUGUAGGUUCC
This is a messenger RNA of Monascus purpureus, 1755 nucleotides long. Lineage: Eukaryota; Fungi; Ascomycota; Eurotiomycetes; Eurotiales; Aspergillaceae. The record is from the annotation of a GenBank genome assembly.